This is a messenger RNA of Closterium sp. NIES-65, 3678 nucleotides long. Lineage: Eukaryota; Viridiplantae; Streptophyta; Zygnematophyceae; Desmidiales; Closteriaceae. The record is from the annotation of a GenBank genome assembly.
GACUCGGAUUUAUACGACGAGGACCUGCUGCGCGCCAAGCUGGUGGACCUGCGGCGGCGGCGGCUGGAGGGCGGCGUGGAGGGCAUCGUGUUCGCCAUGCGCUCCGACCUGCUGCGCAACCUCGGCAACAUGUGCAACCCGCAGCUGCACCAGGGCCGCCUGCAGAUGCCGCGACUAAUCGAGGAGUACAUAGACGAGGUGCGCUUCCACCUGCGCGCCGUGUGCGACUCGCACGCGGACGCCUUCCCGCGCGACGCCAAGCUCGCAUUCAUCCACGAAACCCGCCACGCCUUCGGCCGCACCGCGCUCCUCCUCUCCGGCGGCGCCGCCCUGGGCGCGUUCCACCUGGGCGUCGUGCGCACCCUCAUAGAGCACCGCAUGCUCCCGCGCGUGCUAGCAGGCGCGUCCGUAGGGUCGAUUAUCUGCUCGUUCGUGGCGACGAGAUCAGGGUCGGAGCUGCAGGCGUUUUUCGAGGAGAACAUGCAGAGCCUGACGUUCUUUGAGAGCAUGGGGUCCGUGUUCGCCACGGCGCAGCGCCUGCUCGUGCGCGGGGCGAUCGGGGAGAUUGGCGUGCUGCAGCGCCGCCUCAGGCAGCUCAUUGGGGACCUCACCUUCCAGGAAGCAUACGACCUCUCAGGGCGAGUGCUGGGCAUCCCAGUGUGCUCCAUGCGACCACAGGAGCCGCACCGCCUGCUGACGUACCUGAGCGCGCCGCACGUGGUGAUCUGGAGCGCCGUGACGGCCUCGUGCGCGUUCCCAGGGCUGUUCGAGGCGCAGGAGCUCAUGGCCAAAGACAGCAGCGGCCGCAUCGUGCCCUUCCACAUGCCCUCCGAGGCAGGGCCGGAGGAGCCAGCAGCGGCGGUGAAGCAGAGGGCGUGGCGGGACGGCAGUCUGGAGAGCGACCUUCCCAUGCAGGAGCUGCGCGAGCAGUUCAACGUGAACCACUUCAUUGUCUCCCAGGCCAACCCCCACAUCGCCCCCCUGCUCCGCCUCAAAAACGCCUGCCGCAUCUACGGAGGGGACUGGGCCGCCAAGUUGGCGCAGUUAGCGGAGAUGGAGUUGAAGCACCGGUGUGAGCAGGCGCUGGCCGUGGGGUGGCGGGUGGGCGGGCUGGCCAAGCUGUUCGCACAGCCGUGGGAGGGCGACAUCACCAUUGUCAUGCACGCCACGCUCGCACAGGCUACAGCCAGGCAAGGCAAGUGUGCUGACAUGGGUAGCAGCAGCAGCACAGUAGUGUCACAGCUCAUUCUUCCCCUUCACGCUGUCACUCGCUUGCCACCAUUCUGUGGGCCUCCCUCCCCACCUUCUCUCGAUCUUUCCGCCUUCCACCCACCCUCCCACCCACUAUCCCCUUCCCCCAUUCCAGUUCGGCAAGAUGAUUCACAACCCCACUCCAUGCUAUCAUUCACACCGUCGCUUGCCACCCUCCUGUGCGCCUCCCUCCUCACUCUUUUUCCUCCUGUCCCACCUACCCACCCCUCGUCCCCACCCCAGUUCGCCAAGAUAAUUCAGAACCCCACGCCAUCGGAGCUGCGAGCAGCCAUCCAGCAGGGCCGGCGCGGCACGUGGGAGCGGCUGAGCGCCAUCCGCGCACACUGCGGAGUGGAGCUCAUGCUGGACGAGUGCGUCUCCAUCCUGCACCGCCACCGCACUCCUCCUCCCACCACCGUUGUUGCCGCCCGCGGCGCCACCCUUGGGCCCGCGCUGUCCCCUGCUGCCCGCACGCUCUCGCACCCGUCGCUGCCGCUCAUGGCUGCUGCGCAUGCUGCAGGAGCCGGGGAAGAGAGGGGCAGGGGAGGGGCGCAGGCCGGCGCAGGAGCAGGGACAGGAGCAGGAGCAGGAGCAGCAGGCACGGUGACAGGGCUUCCGGUGGGCGCUGGCGCUGGCGCUGGUGCGGGUGCAGGUGGGGUGUGGGGAAGCGGCGGUGCAGGGCGGGGGUCGUUCCGGAAGCGUAUCCCUUCGUGGAACCAGUUUGCCCGGGAGAGCUCCUGGGGGUCCCUGGAUGAGGACGGCGCUGCUGCUGCCGCUGCCCUGCCUGCCUCGGCGACAGCUGGCGCCGUGGGAUUGGCCAGUGGUCACAGCGGGGGAGGGGCCGGGGCAGGGGCAGGGGCAGGGGCAGGUGGGGGUGAGAGCAGCGACAGUGAUGGCGAGAGGGAGCGGGAGAGGGAGAGGGAGAAUGCGAUGUUGGCGUGGAUGCGAGCAGGAGGGCCGCUGCUACGGACGGCUUCCAGUGGCAGGGUGGUGGGGCUGGAAGAAAGGACAGAGGGGUUGGCAGGGGAAGGGGGGGGGCAAGGGCGUGUGGAGCUAGCAGGGAGUGAGGAGAUGGCAGCAGGGAGGGCAGCACAUGCGGAGCUGGCUCAUUCCCACUUUGUCACAGAAGCACAUGGCGCUGCCACCAUCACCACCACCACAGCAGCAGCAGCUGCAGCAGCAGCAGCAGCAGCAGCAGGUGCAGGAAUAUCCAGCCUGCCAGCUUCUGCCCCUGGGCUGUACCUGCCAUUUCCUCCCAGCAAUGCUCACCCUGUGCUGUCACCCACCUCCCCCCCAUUCCAAGGCCACGGGUUCCUCUCCCAUCUGCGCUCCCACUUCUACCCCUCGCCCUCCUCCGCCACCCCCAUCACUCACUUCCUCUUUGCUCCCACCUCCGCACCUGCUCCUGGACACUUCCACGCACCUUCCUUUCCGACCGCUCCUGGGCCGGCAGAUGGUGGAUUCCUCGUGAGUAGGGGCAGCGGGGGAGAGGAGGAGGCGGAGGAGGAGCGAGUGGUGGGGCUGGUACUGGAAAGCAGCAUGCACUGUGCGCCCAGCACGGCUGUCAGGGCUGCUACCAUGCGGUCUGUGCUUGAAGGCGGGGCGGUGCACGCUGGUGGAGGGAGUAGCUUGGGGUUGGGCUUGGAGAUGGGUAUUGGUGUGAGCAUGGGGCAUGGGGGAGGCAUGGCGGGGCAUAUGUUCCGGGCGGGGAGUGCAGGUGCGGUGGGUGUGAGUGAUGUGGCGAUGCAGCCUGCUGCCUCCAGUGCUGCUGCUCCCCAUGCACAUGCUCGUGUGCCACACCACCAACAGCAGCAGCAACAGGAGCAGCAGCAGCAGCAGCAGCAGCAUGGUUUUGAGUGUGGGUCACAGGAAGCACGAGUGAGUCUGGUUGAAGGAAUGGCAGGAGCACCAGCAGCUUUGGCGGGAGCAGCAGGCUCGGCGGGAGCAGCAGCAGGCUCGGCGGGAGCAGCAGCAGGCUCAGCAGGAGCAGAAAACGCACAAGGUUUGGAGGAAGCACAAGGGGCAACCAGGAGCUCGCAUGGCAGCAGUGCAGGAACAGCAGACACUGUCACACCCCCCAUGGCACCUGCAACCCUGUCUCUCUCCGCUUUCCCCCUCGCAGCCCCUUCCUCCCAUCCCAGCAGCCCUUCCUCCUCCUCACCCUCUGCCUCCGCUACCUCCCCUGUUUCCAUCUCCCCGUCCUUCUCUGACUGGCGCCACCGCCAAUCCAGCACCGCUGCCAGCGCCAAUGGCACAGCCAGUGCCAGUGCCAGUGCGGCAGGCAGCCCUACUGCAAAAGGUGUGGGUGGUGGUGAGGAGGGGUUAGGAGAGGAAGAGAACAUGCAGCAGGGGGCGGGUGACGGGGUGGAGGAGCAGGGCACGGAGGAGAAGCAUGUGGUGGAUGGGCAGGCUGUGGGUGCACACUGA